Messenger RNA from Daktulosphaira vitifoliae (grape phylloxera), 841 nucleotides. RefSeq names its product sentrin-specific protease 1-like. Gene Ontology annotation, biological process: protein desumoylation. Gene Ontology annotation, molecular function: deSUMOylase activity. Lineage: Eukaryota; Metazoa; Arthropoda; Insecta; Hemiptera; Phylloxeridae. The transcript has 4 exons. The coding region runs from base 1 to 840 and encodes 279 amino acids. The record is from RefSeq and is a predicted model, not a curated record. Gene Ontology annotation, cellular component: nucleus.
AUGGAAGAAUUAUCUAGUUUUCAUAAGAAAAAUUUGGAACGCAAAAAAUCCGAAAUAAAAAAACAACAUUUUGAGAUAUCUCCUAAUACUACUACUCGACCAAAUUUAAAAAGAAAUUCAUCCGAAGAAGAUGAAAAAGUCAUAAAAAAGCCAAAAGUUAGUUCUAAUCCUUUGACCUUAAAUACGCCGAAUGACGUAAAUUUACUUGCUCUGUCCACUAUUGAAGUAAUAAAAGUACCAGAGAAAGAAAAAGAAGUAAUGCAAGAUCAGAACACAAAAUCUCUUGAUCAGUAUAAUGCACCUUCAUUUAAAUCGCCCACAUCUUGGUAUACUUCAGACACAAUUAAUGAGUACAUUAAAAUGAUAGUAAAACGGUCAGAAGGUGAAGUUUAUGCAGUUGUCACUGAUUUUAUUGUAGCGUAUCUUCGAGGAGGUUAUCCAGCUGUAAGAAGAUGGAUAAAAAAAGAUAUUCACACAAUAAAAUUACUUUUUGUGCCCAUGAAUGUAUAUGAGAGUCAUUGGAUAUUGACAGUGGUUAAUAUACCUGAAAAGACUGUGACAUCAUAUGAUAGUCUUAAGUCGUAUGAGGGUCCCUAUCCAAUGGUAUUAAAAAAUUUCUUAAUUGAAUGGGAGAUGGACAAAAAAGGAAAAGCUUCUACAUGGACAUUACAAAUAGGCGAGACAUCUCGCCAAACCAAUGGACAUGAUUGUGGGCCAUUUACUGUUGAGCUGGCAGAAAAAAUGUCUCGAGGAGAUACAACACCAAUAAAUGGAAAUUUUAUGCCUUUUAUAAGAUUAAGACACAAAAAUGAAAUUAUUGCUGGCGAGCUAUUUAAUUAAU